Molecule: messenger RNA, 3084 nt
Organism: Mus caroli (Ryukyu mouse)
Lineage: Eukaryota; Metazoa; Chordata; Mammalia; Rodentia; Muridae
Source: RefSeq, a predicted model, not a curated record
AAGGGCCUGCAGGAAUGUUGAAGGAAGGGCAGAGGAAAGGGCCCUGGGACAGAAACCUCUAGCGUGUCUCAGCCAAUGCAAGGCAGCCUGGCAGGAGGGCCAGCUGUGUUGAGACUGGAGAACAGCAGAACAGCCUCAGCGCAGUCAGGAAGAGUACUGGGGUCCAGAAGUAUCCAACAUGGGCCCAGCACGGAACACGAGAAGCCUUGAGAACUGGCAAUACUCAGGCAGGUACCAGAGCGGCUGGGAGAGCUUCAGGAAAAAAAAAUAGGCCUGGGUUAGGCCCCUGCAUAGCUGGUGUCCUGGUGGCUAUGGAGUCAGUGGUGUUACUUGGGGAAAAAUACCGGUGGUGUGACCAGAAGCAACAGCAGGGCUUUAGGCUCAGGGAUGGAGCCAUCUUACCUCGACAGAAAUGUUUAUGCUCCACUGUGUUCCACUGGGGACACUGAGGAUGGAAGAAUGUUAAGGCCUGGGCCAGCCUUUUAGCAUGGGCUGGUCUGAUUGCAGACGGCUUCAGUGCCCUCUAGUGAAGAUUCCACUAGAGAAGCCCCAAGCGAUAUAGGUGGUUAUCCUUUGUCCCGAGGAGACGCCAGUCGGGAGAGUCGGGAUUCAGGGGCUCACUGGGACUGAUGGGGCCUGAAUGGACAGUGAGCCCGCUGCUGCUUCAAAUUCUGACAGCUAGAACAGGAGCUAUUUUAGUCACGGACCUGUUGUGGCCAGAUGGACCCCUGAUGAAUGCUGCUGUAAACACAGAGGGACAUGGUAUCUCGGAACCCCGAAGCUGAGUGGAGCCAGGCCCGACCCCCUGUAGAAGUCAUGGUUUCGGGAGAUGCAGAAUCAUCCGUGAGAAAGCCUUUGGGAAGCUCUCCCUGGGAACGCUCGCGGCUCUUGUGAGGAAAGGGCUGCGGGGUUUGAGUGGGUAGACGGCUGGGCUGCAGCUAUGGACCGAGAGCUGGCCCAGGCCCGCAUCCUUGCUGAGCCUGCCCAAGUGUGGCUUCUCCCGCCAUGGGCUCCUCGGUGUACAUCAUGGUGGAGCUGGCCAUUGCUGUGCUGGCCAUCCUGGGUAACGUGCUUGUGUGCUGGGCCGUGUGGAUCAACAGCAACCUGCAGAACGUCACCAACUUCUUCGUGGUAUCGCUGGCGGCGGCUGACAUCGCGGUGGGCGUGCUCGCCAUCCCAUUCGCCAUCACCAUCAGCACUGGCUUCUGUGCCGCCUGCCAUGGCUGCCUCUUCUUCGCCUGCUUUGUCCUGGUCCUCACGCAGAGUUCCAUCUUCAGCCUCUUGGCUAUUGCCAUCGACAGAUACAUCGCCAUCCGAAUUCCACUCCGGUACAAUGGCUUGGUGACGGGUAUGAGGGCGAAGGGCAUCAUUGCGAUUUGCUGGGUGCUGUCAUUCGCCAUCGGCCUGACCCCCAUGCUGGGCUGGAACAACUGCAGUCAGAAAGAUGAGAACUCCACAAAGACCUGCGGCGAGGGCCGGGUGACCUGUCUGUUUGAGGACGUGGUACCCAUGAAUUACAUGGUUUACUACAACUUCUUCGCUUUUGUGUUGCUCCCCCUCCUGCUCAUGCUGGCCAUCUACCUAAGGAUUUUUCUGGCAGCCCGGAGACAGCUGAAGCAGAUGGAGAGCCAACCCCUACCAGGGGAGCGGACUCGCUCCACGCUGCAGAAGGAAGUCCACGCCGCCAAGUCCCUGGCCAUCAUCGUGGGGCUCUUUGCCCUCUGCUGGUUGCCCCUGCAUAUCAUCAACUGCUUCACUUUCUUCUGCUCCACGUGCCAGCACGCCCCUCCUUGGCUCAUGUACCUGGCCAUCAUCCUCUCCCACAGCAAUUCCGUUGUCAACCCCUUCAUCUACGCCUACAGGAUCCGGGAGUUCCGCCAGACCUUCCGGAAGAUCAUCCGAACCCACGUCCUGAGGCGGCAGGAACCCUUCAGGGCAGGGGGUUCCAGUGCCUGGGCCUUGGCGGCUCACAGCACUGAGGGCGAGCAGGUCAGCCUCCGCCUCAAUGGCCACCCCCUGGGAGUAUGGGCCAAUGGGAGUGCUCCCCACUCUGGACGCCGGCCCAAUGGCUACACCCUGGGGCUGGGGGGUGGAGGGAGCACCCAAGGGUCUCCUGGGGAUGUAGAGCUUCUUACCCAGGAGCACCAGGAAGGCCAAGAGCACCCUGGCCUAGGGGAUCAUCUGGCCCAGGGUAGGGUAGGAACAGCCUCAUGGUCUUCAGAGUUUGCCCCUUCCUGAGGGAAAGACAUUUUAAUAUUUUUGGGUUGGCUGGACCAAUCUCACUAAGGGAAGAGAAGAAACGCCUACGCCAGGAUACCCACUGGGUGCCCAGCUCCCACUCUGCGGGAGCAUCAAGCUGGAGCAGCAUGAAGCCCAGUAAGAAAGGCCUGGGGCGGAGGAGGCGAUGCUUCGGUCUUUAGGGCCCAGAGUUAGGUCAGGGCUACAGCAGCAUCUUCGAAGGCAGGGCCCAGUUCCCCUGCUCCAGAAGCGUCCACAAGAGCUGCCUUGCCUUGUAGAGCAGCUGUGGCUUAGAGGCCUGGCCUGAUGCUGGGGUUUGGCUGCUUUAGGCCUCCUGCUAAUACACUACUCUCCCCAGUCUAGGGCUCAGGGAGCUGCUGACCUAGAAGUAGCACUUGGCUAUUUUUUUUUUUCAAGAAGAUAACAAUGUGAGGAAACCCUUUCUAUUUUAUUGACUUCCCCUCCCUGGCUGCUGGGUCUGUGGUCGAUCCUGCUGUGACUCCCCCCUCCACACCCCACCCACCAAAGAAUUGCAGACAGCCCUCUCGGGUUAGCCCAAGCUGCCAUGCACUCAGUCACAGGGCUAUCUCCCGCUAACAAAGCUGGGCUGGAAAACAGAAACUAUGAAAGGCAGGGUGCCAGAGUGUGGGCUCACGUCUCAGGAUUGGGUUUAGAGACGUCAAGCCAUGGACCUGAGCUGGAUAGUUCAGAGCUGCCCUGUCGGAGGCCCUGCCUACUGCCUUUCCUUCGGAGGUGGGGUGGGGUGAGGGUGGGGCUUGUUUGUUUGUUUGUGGAUUUUUUUUCCCUGAGAUAAAAUAAAAUGAGCCACACUGUGUUUUAAAUUUG